UGGUUAUUGAGAGCCGCAAUUAUUGUUGUUUGCGUUACUAGAGGCACAGUCUGUUCGUUUGGCAUAUCUGUUUAAAAAAAUUAGAAAGUUUGUUCUCUGUGUUGAUGCUACAGUGAUGCAAGAAACCACAAGAGUAUUACACUAUAAUUAUGGAAACUUCUAAACAGAACUGCAUUGUAUUGGAUGAUGAAUAUAAAGAUGACAAUGUGGAUCUCAAAUUAUCAUAUCCAGCUAAUUACUUCAAUAAUAUCGAGAACUCUGACUUAUCACAUGUAAAUGAAAAUGGAAUAUCCGAUGGUUAUGCAGAAAUAUAUUCCCCCACUGGUAGUAUAUCUAGUUCAGAAUCGGUAGAAAUUUCGUAUGAUAUUCCUGAUAGUCAAAAGUAUCAUGAUCUCGGUGCAUAUAUAAACUCAGUUGUUGUUGCUGCUUGUAAGAAUGAAUCCUUAAAUCCCAUAAAGCCCUGUCCACAGUUACCACAAAAAGAAACUGCAUAUAUAACCAAUCUAGAAUUAACCGAGUCGGACAUUGACAUGGUACAUAAUGCACCUACCAAUAUAGACCAUACAGAUACGUCAAAUGUGAUGGAAAUAAACAACAAACAUAACAAUCCUUCAUCUCCUCUUCCUCAGAAGUAUUCAGCACAAACUCUGACGCCAGAUUUAUCUAAAGACUCCCAUACUCAUGAAAACUUUGUGGAGGAAUUUGCUGAUUUUGUGAGUGAUGGUCCGGUUGAUGAAGAUUGGGCUAUAUUUUCACCCGAAGUACAUAAAAACGUAGUUGACGUAAUAGAUGAUAAGCCUUCUAUAACAAAUUCUCGGAAUUCUUUGGAAUCAGAUGAUAAUGAAGACUUUGGAGACUACACUAAUUUUACACCAAACAUUGUUUCUGCCUCCACAACUACUGUAAAUAUUCUGAAUAACGUUGAACCUCUAAAAGGCAAACAAGCACCUACUCCUAGUAUUUUGGAACGCUUAUUACAGAAAUUGGAGCCAUCAUUGGAUAAAGCUUUUGGACUUCAUUUCAAUCACCAGACUGAUGAAAAUUUAAAUCCGUCAAUAGAAACUCUUAAAAUCAGUCGACUUUACACAAAUAUCAAUAAAUCUGUUCAUACAUCAUCAAAUAAAGUUUCGACUUCGCUAGACUCUGAAUCAAGCAAAGUUAAUAAACGUAUCUGGAGUCGGCUAUGCAAUCCUGAUCGACUUCCUGAAAUAAAUCAACAAUGGUGGAAAUCUCCCAUUUUCAUGACAUAUUUGAAUGCUAUUAAUGUGAAUCCCCAACAUGCAAUUCCUGCAUUCGCUAGUCAACUUCGUCUACUGGAACCAGUUCGGUUGAAUAGUCAGGAUUUGCAUAAGAAUAUCACAUUAAAUGACAGUUCAACUAGUCAAGAAAAUCAUGCAAAUGUUUUGUUGCCGACAGGUGGUUUCAACGACAAAUCUCCAUCUAAUAGUUUAACGCAUAAUACUAAUUGCAGCGAUACAGACAGUAAAAUAAAUCAAGUUCUGGAUUUGGACUUUUUUGAAACACGCGAAACUAAAAAUAAACCUAAUCUUCACACAAAUGGGAAGGCUAAACAUUCUGAAUUAUCAGAUUUGGAAGCUGAACUAUCAGUUCUCACUAUUCCUUCACCGAUAACAACAAUAAAACCACCCUCAUUAUUAGUAGAAGCUGAUUUGAAAUUGUUAGAAAUCAAUAAACGUUCUAAAUUAAGUGAAUCUGUUCGUUCCACCUUAAAUCGUUUACCAAUGAUCAGCUAUAUGCGUUCAAAACGUCUCAUGUUUCCCGUGCAGCAACAAAGCCAAGAUUAAUAACAGCAUCAAUAACAAUAACUAUUAAAGAUCAAAUUUUAUUCUGAACAAGAUUCUUCUGAGUAUAAUUAGAAAAUCCUACUGUUGUGUUAUAUCAUUCAUAAAAGUAGGAAUAAUGGUUGUGUGUUAAGAAUGAUAAUAAUGUAGUUUACAGUUUGUUUUUCAAGUCUUCAAGUUUCUCUGAUGAAACAAAUCAAUAACUAAUCACAGUGAUGUAAAUCUUCUCUUUUCACCUGUUCACAAUUAAUUGGAUCAAAUAAUAAACAUCAUUCUCAUUAUGAUGAUGACAAUGUUGUAUUAAAAUGAAAAUGUUGCAAAACUAGAAAUUGCACCUUCACUUUUUAAAAUUAUGUCCUUCUUUACUUCUGUUAUAAUACACAUAUAUAUAUAUAUAUAUAUACAGGUAAAAGUGCAAAUAAGAUAUCACUUUACAUGUAUUCUGUAUGUUUUUGUCUCUUGUGUAAAUUCUACUUAUUUGUCCAGUGUAUUAUAGAGUAACAAAUCUAGAAAUAAUUCUAUUUUUACAAAUAGAUAAAAAGAAUACACUUGGUAUUUUUUAGUAUUUUUAUUGGAAGAAAAAAUUCAUUAUGGUUCCUUUUUUUUGUUUUUAAAGUUUCCCCUCUUUUUUUUUUGUUUUCUUACUGUAAAUUUUAAUGACAUUUGUCUUUUAUCAUUUUCACAUUGUGUUAUUACCUUUGGUGAUGAUAAUGUUGAUGAUGCAAUGAUAUUGUUACUGUGUUCUCAGAAAGAUAGUGACAAUAACAAUGUGUCUUGCCAAAUUAUCUGUUUCUUCUCGUUCUUUUUUUUUUCGAUUUUAUUUCAUUAUUUCGUCAAUUGUUUCCUUUUCUUGUUUUUUUAAUAUCUAAGCAUGGGUUGGUUAAAUGUUAUACAAGAAAUUGUACUCUGUUUUCUAUCUCAUCUUUUCUUUCUCUAUUUGUUUUAUUUUAGAAGAACGAUUGUUUUUGUUUUACCUUUUAAUUAAAUUACUAUUAUGCACUUGAUUGUUGUUUCCUGUUUUUAUUUAGUUACAUAAUGUUAUACUUUGUCUUUGAUUGCAUAUUCAAUGUUCAAUUAUGUUUUCUUUUAAUUGAAUAAUGAAUUAUAGACACAUUUAUACUAUAAAUAUGUGUAUUGAAGAAGUGUAAAUUACUUAUAUCAACAAGUAAGCAAUUAAACACACUAAUAUUCAUUAUGUGUAAUUUUCAUGUUAUGUUUCUUUUCAGUAGUAUAUACUUUAUUAUAUCAUAUAAUUUGACUGAUUAAUACUAAUGUUCGCUAUGAAAAAUAAAAUGAAUUGAUUGUUUGAUUAUUCAAUCACCUAAUAAAAGACGGUUACUUCAUUUAAAUAUAGUAAUAAGAUUAUCUAGUUUAUAGAUAAUUUUGACUGUGUAUU
Schistosoma intercalatum is the source of this 3198-nucleotide messenger RNA. The record is from the annotation of a GenBank genome assembly. Lineage: Eukaryota; Metazoa; Platyhelminthes; Trematoda; Strigeidida; Schistosomatidae.